Molecule: messenger RNA, 8803 nt
Organism: Erinaceus europaeus (western European hedgehog)
Lineage: Eukaryota; Metazoa; Chordata; Mammalia; Eulipotyphla; Erinaceidae
Gene: CIT
Product: citron rho-interacting serine/threonine kinase
Exons: 49
Coding region: 101-6385 (2094 amino acids)
Biological process (GO): actomyosin structure organization; mitotic cytokinesis; peptidyl-threonine phosphorylation
Cellular component (GO): cytoplasm; cytoskeleton
Molecular function (GO): ATP binding; protein serine/threonine kinase activity
Source: RefSeq, a predicted model, not a curated record
CCACCCGCGUCGUGUUCGGUUCAAACGUGGCGGCGGGACGCGCGGGGGCCAAGUGGAACACUGCGCGAACUUGGGGGGCCUUGCUGAGCCACCGGGGGAGAUGCUGAAGUUUAAGUAUGGAACACGGAAUCCACAGGAUGUCGGGGCUGCUGAGCCCAUCACUAGCCGAGCCUCCAGACUGAAUCUUUUCUUCCAGGGGAAACCACCCUUCAUGACUCAACAGCAGGUGUCUCCUCUCUCCCGGGAAGGGGUGUUAGACGCCCUCUUUGUUCUCUUUGAAGAGUGCAGUCAGCCUGCGAUGAUGAAGAUGAAGCACGUGAACAACUUUGUCCGGAAGUAUUCUGACACCAUAGCUGAGCUUCAGGGGCUCCAGCCCUCGGCAAAGGAUUUUGAAGUCCGUAGUCUUGUAGGCUGUGGUCACUUUGCAGAAGUGCAGGUGGUCAGAGAGAAAGCCACGGGGGACAUCUACGCCAUGAAAGUCAUGAAGAAGAAGGCCUUGUUGGCCCAGGAGCAGGUCUCAUUUUUUGAGGAAGAACGGAACAUAUUAUCUAGGAGCACAAGCCCUUGGAUCCCCCAGUUACAAUACGCUUUUCAGGACAAGAGUAACCUUUAUCUGGUCAUGGAAUACCAGCCUGGAGGGGACUUGCUGUCACUUUUGAAUAGAUACGAAGACCAAUUAGAUGAAAAUAUGAUUCAGUUUUACCUUGCCGAGCUGAUUUUGGCUGUUCACAGCAUUCAUCAGAUGGGAUAUGUGCAUCGAGACAUCAAACCAGAGAACAUUCUCAUUGACCGAACAGGACACCUCAAGCUGGUGGAUUUUGGAUCAGCUGCUAAGCUCAACUCAAAUAAAAUGGUGACCGCCAAACUCCCAAUCGGGACGCCAGACUACAUGGCCCCUGAAGUGCUGACUGUGAUGAACGGGGAUGGCAAAGGCGCUGCCUAUGGCCCGGACUGUGACUGGUGGUCGGUGGGCGUGAUCACCUAUGAGAUGAUUUAUGGCCGGACCCCAUUCACGGAGGGGACCUCUGCCAGGACCUUUAAUAACAUCAUGAACUUCCAGCGGUUUUUGAAGUUUCCAGAUGAUCCUAAAGUUAGCAGCACAUUACUUGAUCUGAUUCAAAGUUUGUUGUGUGGCCAGAAAGAGAGACUGAAGUUUGAAGGCCUUUGCUGCCAUCCUUUCUUCUCUAAAAUCGACUGGAAUAACAUUCGAAACACUCCUCCUCCCUUCGUUCCCACCCUCAAGUCUGACGAUGACACCUCCAAUUUUGAUGAACCAGAGAAGAAUUUGUGGGUUUCCUCCUCUGCAUGCCAGCUGAGCCCCUCGGGUUUCUCGGGCGAAGAACUGCCGUUUGUGGGCUUUUCAUACAGCAAGGCACUGGGGAUUCUUGGUAGAUCUGAGUCUGUUGUGUCGGGUCUGGACUCCCCUGCCAAGACUAGCUCCAUGGAAAAGAAACUCCUCAUCAAAAGCAAAGAGCUGCAAGACUCCCAGGACAAGUGUCACAAGAUGGAGCAGGAAAUGACCCGGUUACAUCGGAGAGUGUCAGAGGUGGAGGCUGUGCUUAGUCAGAAGGAGGUGGAGCUGAAGGCCUCUGAGACUCAGAGAUCCCUCCUGGAGCAGGACCUUGCUACCUACAUCACAGAAUGCAGUAGCUUAAAGCGAAGUUUGGAGCAGGCACGGAUGGAGGUGUCUCAGGAAGAUGACAAAGCACUGCAGCUCCUCCAUGAUAUCAGGGAGCAGAGCCGGAAGCUCCAGGAAAUCAAAGAGCAGGAGUACCAGGCUCAGGUGGAAGAAAUGAGGUUGAUGAUGAAUCAGCUAGAAGAGGACCUCGUUUCGGCCAGAAGACGGAGUGAUCUCUACGAAUCUGAGCUGAGAGAGUCCCGGCUCGCUGCCGAAGAGUUCAAACGGAAAGCGACAGAAUGCCAGCAUAAGCUGGUGAAGGCGGCUAAGGAUCCAGGGAAACCUGAAGUGGGAGAAUAUUCCAAGCUGGAGAAGAUCAAUGCUGAGCAGCAGAUCAAAAUCCAGGAGCUCCAAGAGAAGCUAGAAAAGGCCGUCAAAGCCAGCACGGAGGCCGCUGAGCUGCUGCAGAAUAUUCGCCAGGCCAAAGAGCGAGCGGAGCGUGAACUGGAGAAGCUGCAGAACCGGGAGGACUCUUCGGAAGGCAUCAAAAAGAAGCUGGUGGAAGCCGAGGAACGCCGCCAUUCUCUGGAGAACAAGGUAAAGAGGCUAGAGACCAUGGAGCGUAGAGAAAACAGACUGAAGGAUGACAUCCAGACAAAAUCCCAACAGAUCCAGCAGAUGGCUGAUAAAAUUCUGGAGCUGGAGGAGAAACACCGAGAGGCCCAGGUCUCCGCCCAGCACCUAGAGGUGCACCUGAAACAGAAAGAGCAGCACUAUGAGGAAAAAAUCAAAGUGUUGGACAGUCAGAUAAAGAAAGACCUGGCCGACAAGGAGAGCUUGGAAAACCUGAUGCAGAGGCACGAGGAGGAGGCCCAUGAGAAGGGCAAAAUUCUCAGCGAGCAGAAGGCGAUGAUUAAUGCAAUGGAUUCCAAGAUCAGAUCCCUGGAGCAGAGGAUUGUGGAACUAUCAGAAGCCAAUAAACUCGCAGCAAACAGCAGUCUUUUUACCCAGAGGAACAUGAAGGCCCAGGAGGAGAUGAUCUCAGAGCUCAGGCAACAGAAAUUCUACCUGGAGACACAGGCUGGGAAGCUGGAGGCCCAGAACCGGAAGCUAGAGGAACAGCUGGAAAAAAUCAGCCACCAAGACCACAGUGACAAAAGCCGGCUGCUGGAGCUGGAGACGAGGCUGAGGGAGGUCAGUCUGGAGCAUGAGGAGCAGAAGCUGGAGCUGAAGCGCCAGCUCACAGAGCUGCAGCUCUCCUUGCAGGAGCGCGAGUCCCAGCUGACGGCCCUGCAGUCUGCCCGGGCUGCGCUGGAGGGGCAGCUCCGCCAGGCCAAGACAGAGCUGGAGGAGACGACAGCAGAAGCAGAGGAGGAGAUCCAGGCGCUCACGGCACAUAGAGAUGAGAUCCAGCGCAAGUUUGAUGCCCUUCGUAACAGCUGUACCGUGAUCACAGACCUGGAGGAGCAGCUAAACCAGCUGACCGAGGACAACGCUGAGCUCAACAACCAAAACUUCUACUUGUCCAAACAACUCGACGAGGCUUCCGGCGCCAACGACGAGAUCGUGCAGCUGCGAAGCGAAGUGGACCACCUCCGCCGGGAGAUCACCGAGCGAGAGAUGCAGCUCACCAGCCAGAAGCAAGCACAACUCAGUGGAUCUGAUUUGCAGACGAUGGAGGCGCUGAAGACCACCUGCACGAUGCUGGAGGAGCAGGUCAUGGACCUGGAGGCCCUGAACGAUGAGCUGCUGGAGAAGGAGCGGCAGUGGGAGGCCUGGAGGAGUGUCCUGGGUGACGAGAAGUCCCAGUUUGAGUGCCGGGUUCGAGAGCUGCAGAGGAUGCUAGACACCGAGAAGCAGAGCAGGGCGAGGGCUGACCAGCGCAUCACCGAGUCUCGCCAGGUGGUCGAGCUGGCAGUGAAGGAGCACAAAGCCGAGAUCCUGGCUCUGCAGCAGGCUCUCAAAGAGCAGAAGCUGAAAGCCGAGAGCCUUUCCGACAAGCUUAAUGACCUGGAGAAGAAGCACGCCAUGCUUGAAAUGAACGCCCGGAGCUUGCAGCAGAAGCUGGAGACUGAGCGAGAGCUCAAACAGAGGCUUCUGGAAGAGCAAGCCAAACUACAGCAGCAAAUGGACCUACAGAAGAGUCACAUUUUCCGUCUCACUCAAGGGCUGCAGGAAGCUCUAGACCGGGCUGAUCUGCUGAAGACAGAGAGGAGUGACCUGGAAUAUCAGCUUGAAAACAUUCAGGUUCUCUAUUCUCAUGAAAAGGUGAAAAUGGAAGGCACUAUUUCUCAACAAACCAAACUCAUUGAUUUUCUACAAGCCAAAAUGGACCAACCCGCCAAAAAGAAAAAGGGUUUAUUUAGUCGACGGAAAGAGGACCCUGCUUUGCCCACACAGGUUCCUCUGCAGUACAAUGAGCUGAAGGCGGCUCUGGAGAAGGAGAAAGCACGCUGUGCAGAGCUUGAGGAAGCCCUGCAGAAGACCCGCAUCGAGCUCCGGUCUGCCCGGGAGGAAGCUGCCCACCGGAAAGCCACAGAACACCCACACCCAUCCACGCCAGCCACCGCGAGGCAGCAGAUUGCCAUGUCUGCCAUCGUGCGGUCCCCCGAGCACCAGCCCAGUGCUAUGAGCCUGCUCGCCCCGCCGUCCGGCCGCAGAAAGGAGUCUUCAACUCCAGAGGAAUUCAGCCGGCGUCUCAAGGAGCGGAUGCACCACAACAUUCCUCACCGGUUCAAUGUGGGACUGAACAUGCGGGCCACCAAGUGCGCCGUGUGCCUGGACACGGUGCACUUCGGACGCCAGGCCUCCAAAUGCCUCGAAUGCCAGGUGAUGUGUCAUCCCAAGUGCUCCACGUGCUUGCCAGCGACCUGCGGCCUGCCCGCUGAAUACGCUACACACUUCACCGAGGCCUUCUGCCGUGACAAAAUGAACUCCCCGGGUCUGCAGACCAAGGAGCCCAGCAGCGGCUUGCACCUGGAAGGGUGGAUGAAGGUGCCCAGGAACAACAAACGAGGACAGCAAGGCUGGGACAGGAAGUACAUCGUCCUGGAGGGCUCCAAAGUCCUCAUCUAUGACAGUGAAGCCAGAGAAGCUGGACAGAGGCCGGUGGAAGAAUUUGAGCUGUGCCUUCCCGACGGGGAUGUCUCUAUUCAUGGCGCUGUCGGUGCUUCUGAACUCGCAAACACAGCCAAAGCAGAUGUUCCAUACAUACUGAAGAUGGAAUCCCACCCACACACCACCUGCUGGCCCGGGAGAAGCCUCUACCUGCUUGCCCCCAGCUUCCCCGACAAACAGCGCUGGGUCACCGCCUUAGAGUCAGUCGUGGCAGGUGGACGAGUUUCUAGGGAAAAAGCAGAGGCCGACGCUGGCCCGGCCUGUAAUUCCUACGAGCUUCUGCCUGCAUGGGUUCAGAAACUGCUUGGGAACUCCCUACUGAAACUGGAAGGCGAUGACCGUUUGGACAUGAACUGCACACUGCCCUUCAGCGACCAGGUGGUGUUGGUGGGCACUGAGGAAGGGCUGUAUGCUCUGAAUGUCUUGAAAAACUCCCUCACCCACGUCCCAGGGAUUGGAGCCGUCUUCCAGAUUUACAUCAUCAAGGACCUGGAGAAGCUACUCAUGAUAGCAGGAGAGGAGCGGGCCCUGUGUCUUGUUGAUGUGAAGAAAGUCAAACAGUCCCUCGCCCAGUCACACCUGCCAGCUCAGCCUGACAUCUCACCCAACGUUUUUGAAGCUGUCAAGGGCUGCCACUUGUUUGCUGCUGGCAAGAUUGAGAGUGGGCUUUGCAUCUGUGCGGCCACGCCCAGCAAAGUCGUCAUUCUCCGCUACAAUGAAAACCUCAGCAAGUACUGCAUUCGGAAAGAGAUAGAGACCUCAGAGCCCUGCAGCUGCAUCCACUUCACCAACUACAGCGUCCUCAUCGGGACCAACAAAUUCUACGAAAUCGACAUGAAACAGUACACGCUUGAGGAAUUCCUAGACAAGAACGACCACUCCUUGGCACCUGCGGUGUUCGCCUCCUCUUCCAACAGCUUCCUGGUCUCCAUCGUGCAGGUGAACGGCGCGGGGCAGCGUGAGGAGUACCUGCUCUGCUUUCACGAAUUUGGGGUGUUUGUGGAUUCUUACGGAAGACGCAGCCGCACAGACGAUCUCAAGUGGAGCCGCUUACCUCUGGCCUUCGCCUACAGAGAGCCCUAUCUGUUUGUGACCCACUUCAACUCACUGGAAGUCAUUGAGAUCCAGGCCCGCUCCUCUCUGGGGACCCCUGCCCGAGCGUACCUGGAGAUCCCCAACCCUCGCUACCUGGGCCCUGCCAUCUCCUCGGGUGCCAUCUACCUGGCAUCCUCAUACCAGGAUAAAUUAAGGAUCAUCUGCUGCAAGGGGAACCUGGUGAAAGAGUCUGGCACCGACCACCACCGGGGCCCCUCCACCUCCCGCAGCCCCAACAAGCGUGGCCCUCCCACGUACAACGAGCACAUCACCAAGCGUGUGGCCUCCAGCCCAGCGCCCCCUGAAGGCCCCAGCCACCCGCGAGAGCCAAGCACACCCCACCGCUACCGAGAGGGGCGGACGGAGCUGCGGAGGGACAAGUCUCCUGGCCGCCCCCUGGAGCGGGAGAAGUCCCCCGGCCGGGUGCUGAGCACGCGCAGGGAGCGCUCCCCCGGGAGGCUGUUUGAGGACAGCAGCAGGGGCCGGCUGCCCGCGGGAGCCGUCAGGACCCCCCUGUCCCAGGUCAAUAAGGUCUGGGACCAGUCUUCGGUAUAAGUCUUAGCCAGAGAAACCAACUCCUCAUCCUAACCUGCAGGAAAACACCAAGCCCACUACGGAAGGCUGCCGAAGGGGACUGCAGCGCCCAUCUGCUCUGCCGCCCCAGGCACAACAGGCCCUAGGCCUAGCUCAGCACGCCCUCCUCCCCCCCAGCAUCCAGGAGGUGCAGGGGCCUGAGGUUCCCUGGAGCCCUCCUGCAGUCAUCCACUUUGCACUUUGCUACUCUUUCUGAGCAUUCAUAAACUUUCGUACCUAGCUCCGGCCUGCACCGGUUCAUCAGAGGACGUGGCUAGAAUCCUAAUCCAUCCUGACUCUUAAGAUCCUAGGGUCGGUUGGUUCUAUCAUUUUUGUUUCUUGACCUUUUUUGUUUUGUUGUGUUAUUGUUAUUUUUAAAAGACAACAGAAAUCUUAAUAGAUUGGAAUAGCUCUGUACUUCCCGUUGCAGUCAUUCUUAGCUGGAUUCCACCAUCAGGCCUCCACUUGUGGGAUGUAUUUUAGAAGAGUCCCCGCCAGUUGGCUCCCCCACGCUCACGCAGUCUCCCUCCAGCCCCAGCCAGCCCUCCUGGAUGGCCCUGUCUUAGUCAGGGUGAUGGCUCCGCAAAAUGUUUACCGUUCCCAUUGCCUUCUGAUGGCCUUGACGACUUCCCCUUCUAGCAUCUGAGAAUGUAUGGAGGUCACCAGGCCUCAGCUGGGAGGCAGUGACUGGGGGCCUCAAGGAGCUUUCCCUCCCUGCCCCUCAGCGUCAUGUCCUCAGUCUGUCCCUACUUCCUGAGUAGCUUUGGCCAAGGAAGCAUGCACUAGACUUGCGCUGAGCCCGGCGUGAAUGGGUCUCUGCGUCUGGGCGGGGACCAGGGGCACUGUCCACCUGCUAUGGAGGGUGGCACCUUUUGCCUCCACCCCAGGCAGGAAGAGACCUGACUGGGCAUUUGCAUGGCGGUUCACUGCAUGUGCUGCCCCCCCCCCCCACCUGGCCAGCCGCCCACCUCGGGCCGCUCUGCCAAUGUACUAGCGCCUCAUCACAGCCCCCGCCCCAUCAAGAUGCUCUCGCAGACCCAGGGCCACCACAUGCUGCAGUCUAUAGCACUGAACAAACCAACCAACCCAAACGCUCAAGCCUUACGACCAGAGAAGGAUUUCAGCAGACCGCCACCUCACUUUCCACGCUUCCCUGCCAGUUCCCUGGCGGAUGACUCUGUGUUCAAAAAAUCCAGCACGGUUCGACCCCACCGAAACUGUGACUUUCCCAAAAGAGCCUUUCCCUAGGGCUAGACUAAGACCAGGAAGUCUGAGACUAGUAGCCGCAGCUCAACCUUCCCAGCCCCACCAGGGUUGGGGAGUCGUCCCUCGGUGCAGUGCGGCUCUCACCAUCUCUUUCUCCCCCUUGAUCCAAGUGCAAAAUUCCUGGCAGCCGGUAAAGAUCCCACCUAGAGGCUUUGCAGUUGGCAAGCUAACUAGCGGCCUUACUUCUUGCCUUUAAUCUCCCACAAGGCAUCUCUUGCUUCAGAUUCUCCACAGCUCUUAGGCACGCCUCCAACAACCAAGGCAAAUCCUAGGUAGGCGGAAAGGUAGACCUGUUUCCACCACAGUGGGUGAACUUGACCAUGUGUUGACCCCAUGUGUCUACAGUUCCUAGCACUUUCCAGACUGCAACCUGGCCCAGAGCCCAACUCCUUCCUUGCUCGUCUGUUAACCUAAGUGCUUUCUUGUUUGAAGCGCCCAUGAACUCCAUGUCAUCCCUCCACCCUUUGGCAAGUGUCCCGCUGUUGUGUUUUUAUGUGUUGCUUAGUCUUUGGGGUCCUACUGCAUCCCUCCCCUCCCCCAGGGCAGAUCUGAUUGAAUGUCUGCUGAAGUGUUUGUCUCUUGGUCUACAAGUAUUUGGAAAGAUCGCUGGUGAUUGAAAGGUCUUUCAGUCUUGACAUUUUAUUUAAGCCCUCUGCCAGAAACUUCUUGAGCCCUGACAGUGUAUAUUGUGUGUCUCAUCUGUGAAACGCUUCUGCUCUAGAGCUAGCUCAAAAAAAAAAAAAAAGACUGUACAUAUUUACAAGAAACUUUAUAUUCGUAAAAAAAAAAAAAAAAGGAAAUUGAAUUGGUUUCUACUUUUUUAUUGUAAAAGGUGCAUUUUUCAACACUUACUUUUGGUUUCAACGGCAGUAGUCGUGGGCGGCCAUCGUCCUGGGGGGGGGGGGGGCGCCUGUGACCACCUUGACGCCAGCAGGAAAGACCGACCGGACCGCGAAAUUACAGUCAAAAGCUUAUGAGCAUAACUUCAACUCUAGGCCUCCAGAAGUACAGGCUUUCUCUUCAUUGCCUUUUUAUUCAGAACGAGGAAGAGAACCCAGGGAACAAUUCAAGAUUCACCUGGAGAGGAAUGAACUCUUGUUGAAAGAUAGUGAAAUAAAGCAAGGAUCUAAAAUA